Messenger RNA from Papaver somniferum (opium poppy), 3155 nucleotides. RefSeq names its product U-box domain-containing protein 3-like. Bases 626 to 2821 code for a protein of 731 amino acids. Lineage: Eukaryota; Viridiplantae; Streptophyta; Magnoliopsida; Ranunculales; Papaveraceae. Gene Ontology annotation, biological process: protein ubiquitination. The transcript is spliced from 6 exons. The record is from RefSeq and is a predicted model, not a curated record. Gene Ontology annotation, molecular function: ubiquitin-protein transferase activity; protein binding. Gene Ontology annotation, cellular component: nucleus; cytoplasm.
GUGAUAAUUUUUUAUGAUUCUUUUAGAUUAGUUUUUUUCUUGAUUGCAUAUGAACUCCAGUUAGUAUUGCUCCUUUUUUGUUGAUUAGUAGAAUCUUGUACAUCCUAAUUUACUGAUCAACAGUAAUACACUUAGAAGCACCUGAUAGUUUAUAAAUUAUGUUUUUCUUCUCCUGGCAAAUAUGUUUGAAGACUGAGAUUUAGUUUGUUUUGUCAUUGGUUAUCUAAUUGAAGUAGGGUUUUAGGUUUUUGGUUGGUGUAUUUAGAUUUUAGAAAGGGGUAUGUGUGUUUAAGCUGAGGUUUUUCUUGUAAGUAACUUGGCUAUUGGUUUACGGAUCAUAGGAUAUGAACAUGAUGAGACUUGAGAUGAUUAGUUUGGGAAUUCUGAGUUGAUUUUAAUUCUUAAUUCUGAACAGUGGUAAAGUUUUUUAGGGGAAUCUGAAUCUCCUUUAAAUAUGUUUUAACUUUUAAAUAAUUUUCUUUUGACAUCAUAUGAAUGGGUAUUGACGGCAAUCUAAGGCUGCGGAAACUAGUUGCCAGACCAAGGAAAGUAAAGAACAAGUUGACUGCCGAGGUUUAGAUUCGUUGGCUAGUUUUCUGUUGAACUGUUUUAAGCAAGAGGUCCAAUGGAGAAAAAAUCUGUAAGAUGUUUGAUCAACAGUAUAUCCCGCUUCAUUCUCUUAGUUGCAUGCCAUACUAUGGACUCUGCAAUCAUAGAGAGGGAUUAUGUAAACAUGGUUGGUUUGUUAAAACUUUUGAAGUCGGUGCUGGAUGAAAUAGUUGAUUCCUCGGUUCCUUUGGAUGCAAACCUCGUUAAAGAACUUGAGGAAUUGGAUGUAAUUGUUAAUGAGGCCAGAGAAUUCUUGGAGAAGUGGUGCUUAAAGAUGAGCAAGACAGUCAGUGUUCUGCACAGUGAACCUUUGGCGGUGAAGGUCCAGAGUUCCACAUUGGAGAUCAUAAGCAUACUUUGUAGACUCCUACGGGCAUCUCCACUUGGUUCACAUUUAUCAGCCAUUCAGAAAAAUAUGCAAGAAUUUCAGUAUCAGGAGCGCGAUAGAAUAUCACUCGUCAUAGAGGAGGCUCUGGGGGAUCAAAAGGAAAAUCUUGUUCCUUGUGCUGAGCAUCUAAUCCGAAUUAUGAGGGCACUUAGUUUGACAUCAAAUCAAGAGUUGCUGACAGAGAGUAUGGCCUUGGAGAAGGCAAGAGUUAAGACUCGAUCCUUGAAAAAGGAAAAUGUGUUAGACCUCAUUAACCAGAUUGUCACUCUCAUCUCACAUGUUCGUGAUUGCAUAGUUGAACUCGCCUUAUUUGAAGAAACACCUAGGGUUCCACCCGUCCCUUCGUAUUUUCGUUGUCCACUGUCUUUGGAACUUAUGUCAGACCCUGUAAUAGUUGCCUCUGGACAGACCUAUGAGAAAUCUUUUAUUCAGAAGUGGCUAGAUCAUGGGCAUAAUAUAUGCCCUAAAACCAGGCAAACUCUUACUCAUACAAAUCUUAUUCCAAAUUAUACAGUGAAGGCUCUAAUCGAUAAUUGGUGCGAGGAAAACAACAUAAGUUUUUCCAAUAUCAGCAAGAAGGCUAGCAAUGAGACACCUUCCCUCUCAUCUCUAUCUCAAGAAAUCAAUCAUGUAAGUAGCUUAUCUGGUUCUUUACAUAGUAGUACUUCCUCUUCAAGGUCCUCUCAUGGAAUUCAGAAUGAGCCUGAGAAGCGAGGGGUGGAGUUGUCAUCAUCAGGUAGAUACAGCAGUGUCACUGAGGCUUCAGUGGAUGUCAUAUCUGAAGGUCCGUCGUUUUCUCCUUUACAUAGAGCUUCUACAUUUUCACCAUCCCCAUCAGAAGAAAGAUUUCAUAGAUCGGAGUCGAGAAUAUCAAUGAAUGAGGAUGGAAACAGUAACCAUCAAAGAAGUCUGUCUCUUCCAUCUACAGAUUCUGGGUCUGAUGACUUGACCUCUUCUUCCCAUGUUAAACAGCUAGUUGAAGAUUUAAAGAGCCAUUCAACUGAAGCACAAACUGCAGCUGCGGUAGAGUUGCGGCUACUUACAAAGCACAAUAAGGGGAAUCGCGUUAUUGUGGCCGAAUGUGGGGCCAUAGCACCAUUAGUUUCACUGCUGUACUCGAGGGUGAAGCUCACUCAAGAGCAUGCUGUGACAGCUCUUCUGAAUCUAUCCAUCAACGGAGAUAAUAAGGUAAAGAUUGCAGAAGCUGGGGCCGUGGAACCCCUUAUUCUUGUUCUUAGAUCGGGAAGCGAAGGAGCCAAAGAGAAUUCUGCCGCUACUCUUUUCAGUCUCUCUGUUUUGGAGCAGUACAAGAUUAUGAUUGGACGUUCCGGUGCAGUGAAGGCCUUGGUGGACCUUCUAGGUACUGGAACUCUAAGAGGAAAGAAAGAUGCAGCUACAGCCUUGUUCAAUUUAUCUAUAUUUCACGAGAACAAAGCAUGGAUAGUUCAAGCUGGAGCAGUAAAAUACCUCAUCAAGCUGAUGGACCCUGAUUCAGGGAUGGCUGACAAAGCCCUUGCUCUGCUUGCAAACCUAUCAAUGAUUUCAGAGGGACGCUUAGAAAUUACUCGUGAAGGUGGGAUUCCUUUACUUGUUGAGGCUAUAGAAGUUGGGUCUCAAAGGGGAAAAGAGAACGCUGCCUCCAUUGUAUUGCAAUUAUGCCUUAGCAGCUACAAGUUCUGCAGCCUAGUUCUGCAAGAAGGCGCUGUGCCACCUCUUGUUGCAUUAUCUAUGUCUGGUACACCAAGAGCCAAGGAGAAGGCACAACAAAUACUUAGUCAUUUCAGGGAUCGGCGCGAGGGGGUUAAUGGGAAGGCAAAAUCAUGAUAAAAGGCAUUCGAUUAUUUGGUUGUUUCCAUGCUUCAUAAAUCGUGAGCUUGGUUUUUCUCCAAAUCUAUAUGGCUUGAAGUAGCAGAUCUGGCAUUGAUUUUGUGAAUUAGUUUCCUGUUGUAUGAUGAACACUGAAACCGAAAAUGGAGCUGUCAAGCAGCUUCUUAGUUUCGUUAUACAUAAUGUUUGUAACUGUACUAGGCCUUCAAUUAGAAGUUAAGGAUGCAUUUGUAAUAUAUAUCUUCAAAAUCUGUAAUUUUUUUUAAAUGAAUUAAUACAUGUUAGUUCAUUUUUACACUACAAAUAGGAUAACCUCAUUGGAGUUUUUGUG